Molecule: messenger RNA, 1894 nt
Organism: Gryllus bimaculatus (two-spotted cricket)
Lineage: Eukaryota; Metazoa; Arthropoda; Insecta; Orthoptera; Gryllidae
Source: the annotation of a GenBank genome assembly
AUAUAAAGACAGUGCUGCUUACGCAAUCAUCAGUUGCUGGUCUUCUGCGUCAUCUUUUGACUUCGCUGAGGACAUGGUGUGAACGAAGACGUUUGCAAAAUGAUUACCGGCAUGGCACUUCUUUCCUUUAUGUCCAACAAGCCUUGGGCUUUGAAGUUUCUCACACAGCAAGAAUAUAAGGUGUUGAUUCGCAUCACUGGCUUUGUGCUGCUUUUCAUCGGUAUUUUGUACGCUGUUCAAAUUAUGCAGUUUGAAGCAAGGAAACGGCAAAUAACCAGCGGCCAUGAUUCAGCGAACAAUCCUCACAGGGAAUACACUACUGAAACAAGUAUUGAUUUGUUAUUUACAACGCUUGGCAACUUUUCGACUGACGUACUUGCCAAUAACAAUGGCAGUUACACCACUGAUAGAAAUCGAUCACCUUACCCAGGGGAAGACGUUUCAGCUGACAUGUCUGCUAAACGGAACAGUAGCAUUACCUCUGUUAGCUGGAUACCUAUUGCAGAAAGCGAUGCUAAGACUGAUAAAACACGCAAUAAUUACAAGAUGGAGUCAGAUACCAAUGUUUCAUCUAGCCUAUCUGAGGAGGAUAAUUACACCUCUCAAAUAGGAUGGUUACCUGAUCCAGACACCAAUGCUUCAGCUGAAAUAUCUGUUGAGGGCCAUAGUAACAAAACUGUAACAAGCUGGUUACCAGCCCCGGAUAUUUCGGCUCCAGUGACUGCUAAGGACUGUUUUAAUUCUAGCAGUGAAAUAGAUGUGUUGCCCACUACAGACUCUAAGGUUUUAUCUGCUAAAUUGAGUAAGGACUCUGGUAACUACAGUACUAUUGAGACAAAUCCGUUUCCUUCUGUAGACCGCAACAUGUUCACUGCUAUGAUGUCCCGAAACAAAAGUGGCUUGUCCCAGACAAAUUUGUCCCCGACAAAUUUGUCCCCUUCUCCACGUAACAAUAUAUCAGCUGCAAUUAACACUAAGAACUAUUUGAACGUUUCUAAAGGAAAUUGACUGCCUCUUCAAGGGAGCAAUAUUUCUGUAGAUAUAACUAUCAGUGAUAUCAAUAACUACACUUCUGAAACACUUUGGUUGCUUGCUCCCACCAAUAACACUUUUAAUGAAAAGGAUGUUCAUUCCAUUGUACCUUUAUCAUCUAAGACUACUUCAAAAAAUCUCUCUAGUAAUUUCAACAAACACUGUGCUUCCCAGUCAGGUUUAUUUGCUGCAAGCCUCCUUCUUUUCUGUCUCAACCACAUUUAAGACUUCUGUGUCUCCAUUUAAAAACCCAGUAGUGAUGAGCAUUUUAGAAACAUUAAUGUUCAAAUAUUGCCACAUAACUGCUAUAUGAAUAUUAUUAUUUUUAUCUGCUAGUGUUUGAAAUUUGUGUUUAAUUGUUGUGGAUCCUUAUUCAUCAAAUAAAUUGGUGCAUUUCAUUGUUAAAUAUCAUCUUGUUAAUAAAAAAUUAUCCCUUCAGAUGUCUACUUUGUAUAAGAUUAAGGUUGAAAUUUGUAUUUUAUAUAAUACAGGUAAUAAUAUUAAAUAAUUUUGCUCAAAAAGGUCAUGUAUUAUCUUCACACAAUGUAUAUUUUCUGUUGUUAAUGUUACAUUGUGUUAAUGAAAUAAAAAUGUUUAUCGCAUGUCUUAUCUGAUUAUUAGAAAUGGGGAAAAGAGUUCUGAAAAGCAUAAUCAUUUUUAAUAUUUCUUUCAACUGUUAUCUUCUUUAUUUAGAAAAGAAAAUUAAUAUCCUUGAAGUGAGGGACUUUUAAGUGAAAGUUGCAAACUCGCAAACUGAUUUUCGCAACACUAGUACAUAAUAUUUCACCUUUUGAAAUGAAUAAAUUUAUUUUCAAAACCUAUUUUGAAUUGGUUUGUUUUUAUUGGCUAUGUUUUGGUAGAA